GUCCAAGACAAUGAAACUUGCUGCUUCUGUGAUCACUGAUCAGUCAUCAGUCUGUGUACAAUUUCCUGCGUUCAUAAUAUAUAACAGAAUAAGGCAGGUGGAAAAAUGCUGGCCAUAUCAAGGCAACAGGCUGGCAUGGACCGACGAAAACAACACUGGUAACAGGAUAUGAAUGGGCAUGCAGGAAUGGUGCAAAUUUAUGUCCGCUCCUGGAGCUUUUAUAUGUGUGCCGAGCAAGCAUAUAUACAUCUGCAGUACAAUUGGAGCAUCAACCCAAGACAGCAGCAAAAUGAUGAUAUCCACCAAGCAACGCCUCCUCACUCCCAUUCUCAUUCUCCUCAUUUGUUGUUACUCCAUAGUCACUGCAGCCAACAAUGACACAACCGUCCCUUGUCUCCCAGAGCAAGCUUCUUCCCUCCUACAGCUCAAAAAUUCCUUCAUCAAUAAUGCAAACUUAUCGUCAUGGCGAGCUGGAUCGGACUGCUGCCACUGGGAGGGCAUCACAUGUGGUAUGGCCUCCGGCAGGGUCAUUUCCCUUGACCUCAGUGAGUUGAACUUGAUGAGCAAUCGUCUCGAUGCUGCACUCUUUAACCUCACCUCUCUUACAAACCUUAACCUUGCUUCCAAUUACUUUUGGAGAGCCGAACUCCCAGUAUCUGGGUUUGAGAGGCUCACAGAUAUGAUCCACCUCAACUUCUCACACAGCAACUUUUAUGGUCAGAUCCCCAUUGGACUUGCUUGCCUCAUGAAACUUGUCACUCUUGACUUUUCUAGUAAUGAUGGGUUGUAUUUCGAUGAACCAAGUUUCCAAACCGUCAUGGCAAACAUGAGCAACCUGAGGGAGCUCCAUCUUGAUGAGAUAGAAAUUUUCGGAUCAACUUGGUCAGUUGUUUUAGCAGACAACAUUCCUCAACUCGAGAUUCUUAGCUUGUUUGCGUGCCGUAUAUCUGGUCCUAUUCACUCUUCCUUCUCAAGGCUUCGUUCCUUAAAGGCAAUUCUUUUGAAGGGCAGUUCCCAACAAAAAUCUUCCACCUAAAAAGUUUGAGAACGCUUGAUUUGUCUCAUAACCCCAAUCUUUCUAUUAACCUACCAGAAUUCCCUGAUGGAAA
Molecule: messenger RNA, 1109 nt
Organism: Oryza sativa Japonica Group (Japanese rice)
Lineage: Eukaryota; Viridiplantae; Streptophyta; Magnoliopsida; Poales; Poaceae
Source: RefSeq, a predicted model, not a curated record